CUCUUUGAACAAUAAUUGAUACAGAUUUCAAAUAUUUUAGUUGGCAUAGUGUGGUGUUGGGAUGUUCUCGCAGAUAUGGGCUCCAGACGUUUUGGAAAGGACGGACACGUUUUCAAAAAUGAAUAUGUUUUCGGAGAUUGCAAGAAUCCUAAAAAGAUUUAUUACGAAAAACAUCACAAAACAGUUCAAGAAGUACAGCGUGCAUCUGUUAUAAGGGAUUGGCUCUUUGAUACAUGGAGAAUCCCAACAUGCAUUAUUUUAAGGGCCUCAUCAUACGAAAGCAACGCGUUUCGUCUCACGUAUUACAAUUUUGAAAUCUGCGUACCCCGAGUAACUUUCUGUUACGAUAAAAAAAGAUGGAAUUACUAUUAUUAUGAAUGGUACAUCCCUAAAGGUAUUACCUACGGCUCAGAUUGGGAUAUUUAUUUCUACGGCCCAAACAAAAGUGAUUGGACACUACAGUGGGGAUAGUACAAAAAUGUUGAAAUUCGUAUCGUUAUCGAGUUCACGAUACGAUAAUAGGGUAGCAUUAAGUUAAGCACGAAGUUCAUACUAUACAGAGUCAGCGCCAUCUGGUACGAAAUGUGCGCUUUUUACUUCUAUCUGUAAUAUCUGUAAGCCAGAAGAUAAUGACAAAAUUCACCACACAAUAUUUCAGUCAUUCCUUUCUCGUUAUUCAUUCAACUUGAUAUGAUCAAAAUUUCAGUCAC
Papilio polytes (common Mormon) is the source of this 710-nucleotide messenger RNA. RefSeq lists its product as uncharacterized. Bases 76 to 471 code for a protein of 131 amino acids. NCBI's taxonomy places the organism in Eukaryota, Metazoa, Arthropoda, Insecta, Lepidoptera, Papilionidae. The record is from RefSeq and is a predicted model, not a curated record. The transcript is spliced from 3 exons.